GCCGCACGUAGCGCGCCCCGCUCGGGGCAGGCCGGCUGGGCCUCGCCUCUUCCUGGCGCCGGCGAGCGGCUUCCCGGGCGGCCUGGGUGAGUCGUCGGCCGCCACCGGGCCUCCCGCGCCCGCCCAUGGAUUUCACCUAGGCCCCAUGGAGGCCCCCGAGACGCCCCCGGACGUGGCCUCGGCCUCCAGCGCCUCGCUCUUCCGCCUCCGCCACCUCCGCCUCGGGCUGGACCUGCGGCCUGAGGCCCGCGCCCUUGCCGGCUGCCUGGUGCUGGAGCUGUGCGCCCGGCCGGCGCCCGGCGGCGCCCAGCAAGAGGCGGCCGAGGAAGACCGUCGCCCCCGCCGACCUCGCGUCCUGGUCUUGGACACGCACCCGGCCAUGCGGGUGGCCUCGGUGGCUUUCCGGGCCUGCCCGGACGGCGAGGGACGCUGCGGCUUCGUCUUCUCCAGCGCCGGCGGGAGCGGCGCGGAAGGCGAGCCGGGUCGGGGAGCCCUUCCGCCGCCGCCCCCCGCCCGCCCGUCCUCGGCCCCCGCGGGCCACCCGCACCCGCACUGCCCGCUCAGCACCCCCAGCGCACUUUCGGCCUUCGGGCAGGCGCUGCCCGAAGUAGACCGGCCGGGCCUGGGCGCCUCCCCGGAGCCCCUGCGCGACGCCCCCCCAGCCGAGGUCCCCCCGCCGUGGGGCGAGCCUCCUCCGGCCGGGCCUUGGGCCUGCACCCCGCUGGAGAGCGCCGAGACUGCUGCGCCGCCCUUGCCCGCCUUCCCCCUCUCGGCGCCCGCCGCCCGCGCCCCCUACCCGCUCUUCUUCCGCGUGGACCCCUUCACCGACUACGGCUCGGCGCUCAGCAUCUCCUUGCCGGCCUCGCUGGAGCCGCAGCGACCCUUCCAGAUCAUCGUCCGCUACACCACCGUGGAUGCCCCCGCGAUCUGGUGGCUGGAUCCUGAGCUCACCUACGGCAACUCCAAGCCAUUUGUUUUCACCCAAGGCCAUUCGGUGUGCAACCGCUCCUUCUUCCCUUGCUUUGACACGCCGGCUGUGAAAUGCACUUACUCCGCAGUUGUCAAGGCCCCUGCAGGUAUGCAAGUGUUAAUGAGUGCCACCCAAAGUACCUAUGAGGAAGAAGAUGGCAUAUACCAGUUCUACAUGGAGUACCCCAUUCCUGCUUACCUGGUGGCUCUGGUGGCCGGGGAUCUUGUUGCUGCGGAGGUUGGUCCUAGGAGCAAAGUCUGGGCCGAGCCAUGCCUUUUGUCCACAGCCAUCGGCAAACUCUCAGGUCGGGUGGAGCAUUGGCUCAGCGCUGCAGAGACCCUCUACGGGCCCUACAUAUGGGGCAGGUACGACAUCGUUUUCCUCCCUCCCUCAUUCCCCAUCGUUGCCAUGGAGAACCCAUGUUUGACCUUCGUCAUCUCCUCCAUCUUGGAGAGCGAUGAGUUCCUCAUCAUCGACAUCAUCCACGAGGUAGCCCACAGCUGGUUUGGCAACGCCGUCACCAAUGCCACCUGGGAAGAGAUGUGGUUGAGCGAAGGGCUGGCCACUUACGCUCAGCGCCGAAUCACGACGGAGACUUACGGUGCUGCUUUUACGUGCCUGGAAACAGCUUUCCGCCUCGAUGCCCUUCACCGACAGAUGAAGCUCCUUGGGGAGGACAAUCCUGUCAGCAAACUUCAGGUUAAACUUGAACCAGGUGUGAAUCCCAGCAACCUGAUGAACCUCUUCACCUACGAGAAAGGGUUCUGCUUUGUUUACUAUCUGUCUCAGCUGUGCGGAGACCCAACACAUUUUGAUGCCUUUCUCCGAACUUAUAUCGAGAAGUACAAGUUCACAAGUGUUGUAGCCCAAGAUCUGUUGGAUUCCUUCUUGGCAUUUUUUCCAGACCUGAAAGAACAAUGCAUCGAUUGCAAAACAGGGCUAGAAUUUGACCGCUGGCUCAAUGCCACAGGGCCUCCUUUAGUUGAACCAGACUUAUCUCAGGGAUCCAUCUUGACCCAGCCGGUGGAGACGCUAUUCCAUCUCUGGACCACAGAACCUCUGGACGCAGGAGCGGCUGCGAACAGCGUCAACAUCGCUGAGUGGCAAACAUUCCAAACGGUGCUUUUCCUGGAUAGGUUACUGGAUGGGUCGCCCUUGCCACACGAGGUGGUAACGAAGUUGUCCGAAUGCUACUCGGCCCAGCUGGAAAACAUGAAUGCCGAGAUUCGUAUCCGCUGGCUGCAGAUCAUUGUCCGCAACGAUUACUAUCCUGACAUUCACAAAGUCCGUCGCUUCUUGGAAAACCAGGUACCAGUUGCUGGGUUGAAAAGCUUGGCGCUGCUCAGGGUGUGAGAUUUAGGGCGGGAAACCAGUUGAUGCACAAAGACAUAGGAAGCUCUGAUGCUUGGAUGUAGGAAUAGAUGUUUGUCAGGGAAUUGCGAAGACGGGGUCCAAAUGGAGUUAGAG
Notechis scutatus (mainland tiger snake) is the source of this 2437-nucleotide messenger RNA. The record is from RefSeq and is a predicted model, not a curated record. NCBI's taxonomy places the organism in Eukaryota, Metazoa, Chordata, Lepidosauria, Squamata, Elapidae.